Messenger RNA from Trichophyton verrucosum HKI 0517, 5505 nucleotides. RefSeq lists its product as uncharacterized. The record is from RefSeq and is a predicted model, not a curated record. The transcript has 2 exons. Gene Ontology annotation, molecular function: guanyl-nucleotide exchange factor activity. The annotation marks the transcript as partial. NCBI's taxonomy places the organism in Eukaryota, Fungi, Ascomycota, Eurotiomycetes, Onygenales, Arthrodermataceae.
AACGCAGAACGCAACGGGAGAGACUCGCCGACGAUGUCUGACCAGGAAAACCGCCCGCCUCGCGCCUAUCCGCCGCUGUCUGCCGCUGUGUCGCAUGGCCCGUCUCAGCCUCAUGUCCACCACGGCCAGCAAGGAGCCGCUGCCCAAGCUCCCUCCCAGCACCAGCAGCAGCAGCACUACGCCUCCCAGUACCCAACGGGGCCUCAUAUCGCCAGCCAGAAGCCGCCGCCGCCGCACGCCCAGAUGCAGCGGUCUCCCAGCUACCAGGCCGGGGACGACACCGGGUACUUCGACUCCAGGGCUGCUCCUCCUGUUGCUGCCGGCGGAGGAGCAGGAUCAGCAUACCCGUACCAUGACGGUCGCGGCGGCAGCCUCCAUGGGUCUCACUCCAGCAACUUCGGCUCCAGGCAUUCGCAGCACUCCACCGUAAGCCAGACAUCCUCCCACGGCUCCUCCGCCAUGUCGGGAUACCAGCACCAGUACCAGGGGCCCAACACACCCUCUCCGGGCCAGCAGCCGCCGUCAUACAAUCCCCAGCAAUUCUCGCAGCAGCAGCAGCAGCAACAACAACAGCCUCCUCCCACGCCGCAGCAGGCUGGCUACAAUCCACAGGUCUUCUCGCAGUUCUCCAGCCAGCAACCGCAUCACCAGCCCUACAAUCCUGCUGCGUACCAGUCCUCGCCCUCGGUGGGUUCAUUCCAGUCGUCUCCCGCUGGAAAUUGGUCUGCAGGUACUCCAGUGCAGACCUCGUAUCCUUCUACCUCGCCAUCCUUCUUCCCUCCGUCUCAUGCUGUGCCUACUUCGCCGGGUCCCAUGUCGGCUCGCCCGCUGGACACGUACAAUGACUACUCUCUCCCAUACGGCAACAACACAACUCACCACCACCCAACUUACCCUCCAAUGCCGUCUCAGAGUGUUGCUGCUACUCCUGUGUCUGCGCAUCCUUCUUCAUACUCGUCCUAUAACUAUCCUUCCUCAAAUCACUCCCAGUCAACGACGGUUAGCUAUGGCACCGAGGCCACAAACGACCGUAUCCGGAGAUACUCUUCCGCCAAACCUCCAGCGCAAACUUCGGAUUACCAAUACAUGCCAAAUCCGCCCGCCCAUGGCUCGGUUCAUCACGAUGCAGGAUACAGGACUGCUACCAGACAUGCCUCCUAUCCAGCAAGCCCCCAACCCCCGCCUCCUCCAGCUCACCAAAAUUCCCAGUCUACUUCCCCAAGGCGUACGGAUACACUCACCCGUCAUCCACAGGCUCGGCCGCUUCCUGGUCCGCCGACCGAAUCUGAGGGACAAAAUGGUCGUGAACAGAUAGAGCCGAGCUACGAUGACAUUAUCAAACAGGUAGAGGCUGCUGUUAUGGAAGGGAGACCGGAUACCACUCGCAGGCACAGUUCACGGGCGAGACGACCGCUUCCACAACAGCCUCCGAUCCAGGAAUCAGACGAUGGUGCUUAUCCGACUUCUGCUGUCUCGCCCGGUGUACAGCUCUUACCAGAUGAAGUACAGACCCACACCAAUGGAGGCAAUAUCAGCUCUACUGGGACAGGCCAGUACGUCAAUUACAAUGCCUACAGUGACGACAGUGAUGCAGAAGUGGCAGCUGGGCUGGAAGCUCUUCGAGUAGCUGAGGAGGAGGAGGCCGCCAUGCGUGCAAGGCGAAAUACGCAUACCUCUACCACCAGCUCGUUCGGUUACCAGCAUCAGGAACCACCACCACCUCCUCCUCCCCAAAACCAGCAGCACCAUGGAGAGUCCAGUAGCGACAGUGACUUUGCUCUCCAUGAUAUCGGCCUCUAUGGUGGCGGCUACAGCGCCGACAUGCACUAUGGAGAGGAUGCUUUAAUGCACGGGGUGAGAACCAGCUCCCAGCCGGACGGCAGAGGGAGCACCCCCAAUCAAUAUGACUACCCAAGCAUCGACCAAGACUCCAUACAUCCUUUCCCAGAGAUCGAGCCCACUGCCAGAGUCGACACCGUCGGAACUGGCGGACUCUCAGAACCUUCAGCGUAUCGUCGCAUGAGCUUUGAAAAUGGGGAUGAAGCGGCUCUCAGACGACCAUCGUCCGCCACAAGCUCCCUUAGCGACCUACCCGGAGAAGGGGAACCUCAAGACCUGUUCUUCCACCCUGGAAUGAGCUCUAGACCCCUACCGCCCCCACCUGUCCCGGUUGCUACCCAAAACCUUCUUCCUCACCUAAUGCCCGCAGGCACAUAUCGCUCCAGCGAGCAUACCGGCCAAAUACCCCUAGACCACUACCAUAUGCCACCCUAUCCAACUUCCCCGGACACAUAUUCCUAUUCCAACUCUACUUCUGCCGUGCCUCGCUCAACGUCAUUAUCAGACCAUACAAACACGCAUAAGUCCGCAGAUGCAAUCAUUCGCUCCAAGACAGAUGCUGACAGGGCUAAAUCUAAACAAGCUGCCUAUGACUCCUCCCUGUCAACCCCAUCAGUCACCCUUGACCUCCCGGUUCUGCCGACGGGCAAGCGGAAGAAGUUCCAUCCAGGGAAACUGUCCAGUGAACAGUUCCGCAAGUGCACAGAGCCAUGGGCCAUUAGUGCCAUUGUGGCUUGGAUAAGAGAUCUAGCUGAAGACGAGGCGGAUCUAAAGGAGCAUUCAAUUGUCGACGCAAUCGUUGCCUUGCUCACACACAAAGUGCCCACGAUGAACACCGCCGACGCCGAGACUCUCAGCGACAGAGUCGUUAAGAGCAUGUUUGCAGCAGGAGCACUGAUCAAAGACGAGGAAUGGGUGAAAUUCGGGCCAGGGACAUUGUCUGGUGUCCUGUGGCAGAUCACCGGCCAGGGAUGCUAUUCCUCCCGUUUACAUAACCAAGAAUACGACAUCUUCGGACGAUGUUACUCCCAUCACUGCAUGAGGACUUUGAAGAAAAUUAACUUGAAAAUGGUGGAAGCGCAGAAAAAGGCCGAAGAUUGGGCGACCUUCUAUAAAAUUGGCAAGGAAGUCUUCUCAAACCACUCUAAGAAGGAGAUCGACCGCCAAAACAACCUUCACGAAAUCGUCACCACAGAAGAUUCAUAUAUUGCACAGCUCGAUGUUCUGCGAACACUCUAUAGGGAUACCCUUGCUACUGCACAACCAUCCGUCAUCAAUCCCAAACGUCUCGAUAGAUUCCUCAGGGACGUCUUUGGGAAAGUUGAUGCGGUGAAGAGGGUGAAUGAAGAAUACCUGCUGGCUCAGCUAAAGUACAGGCAAAAAGAGCAGGGUCCCUUCAUCGUUGGCUUCAGUGACAUUUUCCGAGAGUGGAUUCGAAAGGCCAAAGCAGCCUACAUUGAAUAUGCGGCAACAUUCCCCAAUGCCAAUUAUCUUGUACGCCGGGAAGCUGAAUCGAACAUGCUCUUCCGCUCUUUCUUGAACCAGGCUCGUGAGAAUAGGUUAUCCAACAGAUUAAGUUGGGACACGUACUUGAAGGCCCCUAUCACACGUAUCCAGCGUUAUACACUGCUUCUCAACACCGUCUAUAAGAACAUGGAAAAAGACUCAGAAGAGAAAUCUAAUCUGCUACAGGCUAUCGAGGAAAUCAAGCUUGUUGCCUUGGACUGUGACAACAAAGUCGGAGAAAUGACCAAGAAGAUGGAUCUUAAGGAGCUAGGCGCUAAGCUGCAGCUGAGACCAGAGAUGAAGUCUAUCGUCGAGCUCAAUCUGGAACACCUUGGGCGCGAAAUCAUAUACCAAGGAGACCUGCAGCGACCGAGGACAAAGAGGUUCAACUGGGUCGAUAUCCGAGCCAUUCUCUUCGACCAUUACCUUGUCUUGGCGAAGAUAGUCAUCCACAGAGAUGCCGCUGGCAUGAAGCAUGAGAUGUUUGAUGUCUCUAAACUGCCUAUUCCCAUGGACCUUCUCACUUUGGUCAGCACCAAUGAUGAUCCGGUAGUCAGGUCAGCAGUCAAGGGUAUUGCACCCGCUAACCCGCGGGCUGGAGCCCCCACCGGUCUAGCCCACGCUGCAACCGCACCGCAAAUAACUUCUCCCACCCCAGGCGCAGCCGGCAGAUCAGUAACUACCACCGUCCUGGAAAACUCACGGGACGAGAAGAUCCUCUAUCCCUUCAGAAUCAAGCAUCUCGGAAAACGCGAUGUUUACGUUUUGUACGCCCCAACGGCCCAAUCGCGACAGGAUUGGUGUGAGAAGAUCUACGAAGCAAAGACCAAACACGCUGCUGCGCUCUAUGCUCAGAACGCAGAACCAUUCAGACUGCGUGUCUUAUCAGACUCGGCCUUUGCUUACUCGGACCAAGCCGUUCCUCCUAAAAGUGCAGUUAUCAAGGGAACCCCUCUUGACAGAGCCAUCAGAGAAGUUGAGAAGAAGUAUGAACGAAAUUUAUCUCGACCGUUACCCGUUUGCAGAGCGGCUGUAAAUUGUGCAACUGUAUUCCAGCAGCCUCCAGGGAAAAUGAUGUGUGCCAUCGGUACAGACUAUGGUGUGUAUAUCUCUGCAUAUGACGAUCCUCGAGGAUGGACAAAGGGGAUUUCAAUGUUGCGUGUCACGCAGAUUUCUGUGUUUGAGGAAUUUAAUCUCUUCCUCUUGAUUUCUGACAAGUCCUUGAUCGGGUAUCAUUUGGACUCGAUUUGUCCCGUCAAUGGCGCUGUGCAGCCUGACUCGCAACGACGCGCACCGCAAAAGCUAUCUGGGAACCGAGAAGUAGGCUUUUUUGCCGCUGGACGCAUGAAGGACAGGGCAUUGGUAUUUUACAAGAAGAGAGACGGCAUAUCCUCGACUUUCAAGGUAUUGGAACCUGUUCUUCAAAAAUCAUCAUCAAGCCGUUCUCGUUUCCUGUCCCGACGAGGCCAAACCGAGUUCUUCCGCGAGUAUGAUGAAUUCUAUAUUCCCGCCGAGAGUUAUGGAAUCAACCUGUUCCAUACGUCUCUUGCUAUUUCUACAUCCAGAGGCGUUGAAGUCCUUACCCUGGACAAGAAACAGCCCUGGUCUGUCCCCAACCUGAAGUCCGAACAAGCCGACGUGCAAUCUCACCUCACCAGCAUCGCAAACAGAGUAAAAGACCUCCGACCCCUCGGAAUGUUCCGUCUCAGCGACAGCGAAUUCCUUGUCGUUUUCCAGGAAUGUGCUGUAUAUGUCAAUAAACACGGAGACGUCAGCCGGAGCGUGGUCAUGGAGUUCGUUGGCAUUGCUCAUGCAGCCUGUCUAUGUGGGAAGUUCCUACUCCUCUUCAACGAAGACUUCGUCGAAGUCCGCAACGCAAUGAACGGCCGUCUUCGACAAGUCAUUGCCGGACGAAACGUCACGCUCUUAGACGAUGGCGGUAACGGCAACAGUGGGAUCGACCAGCAUACCAACGCUGUAGGUGGUUCGAAUUUCAACGAAGCAGCUUCCACACCCACUGGUACAGGACGUAAUGGUCUCGGGAUCUCCACUGGAUUCGGCACUAUUUCCCGCACAGUCAAGAUCUGCAUGCAACAUCCUGAACGUGAAAGAAGCCAGAUUGUGCUGGAACUUUUAGAAAACGAGGGACAGAAAGAUUAA